Molecule: messenger RNA, 1602 nt
Organism: Brenthis ino (lesser marbled fritillary)
Lineage: Eukaryota; Metazoa; Arthropoda; Insecta; Lepidoptera; Nymphalidae
Source: the annotation of a GenBank genome assembly
AUGUCUUGUUUGUGCGCCAAAUGGUAUUUCUUAUUAAUUAGAAUCAAAGAACAAUCAGUGAUCUAUUUCUUUGUCAAAAUGGAGAACGCUGAAUCAAGUGGUAGUUCAAGAUUAAUUCAACAAGCACCUACAUCUAUGUGCCAUCCAUCACAUAAAGUGCACAGAUUUGUAGCUUUAAUAUUGAUGUGUUUUCUUUGUUUUGGUUCCUAUUUUUGUUACGAUACACCCGGAGCUCUGGCUGAUAACUUUAAAGGUGAUUCACACUUGAAUACAUCACAGUUUGCAUUGUUAUACUCUAUAUACUCAUGGCCAAAUGUAAUAUUAUGCUUCAUUGGUGGUUAUCUAAUUGAUAGAUGUUUCGGUGUAAGAUUAGGCACAAUUAUAUAUAUGACUAUUGUAUUUAUUGGCGCAGUCGUUUUUGCUUUAGGAGUCUAUAUAAAUGCAUUUUGGCUAAUGAUACUUGGAAGAUUUAUUUUUGGUAUUGGUGGAGAGUCAUUGCAAGUUGCAGUCAACAAUUAUGUCGUGCUAUGGUUUAAUGGAAAGGAGCUAAACAUGGUCUUCGGGCUACAGUUAUCAUUCUCCAGAUUUGGCAGUACUGUAAACUUCUGGGUGAUGGAACCUAUUUACAGAUGGGUAGCCAACUAUUAUGGUGGCUAUGAAAAGCUUGGUGUUGCUCUAUUUAUAGCCUCGAUGACGUGCUUGGGAUCUCUCAUAUGUGGGGUUAUAUUGGGGUGGAUGGAUCAUAGAGCAGAGAGGAUAUUGAACAGGCAAGAGGAACAGGCCAAGGAUGAACCAUUCCAUCUACUGGAUGUAUUACAUUUCAAACCCGUUUUCUGGCUUGUGUCUCUUAUUUGUGUGGCAUACUACUUGGCUAUAUUCCCCUUUAUUGCUUUGGGAAAACUGUUCUAUGAAAGAAAAUUUGACUUUGUACCACAAGACGCAAAUACUGUUAACUCAAUGGUAUAUCUGUUAUCGGCUGCAUUGAGUCCGUUUUUCGGUAUUCUUAUAGACAAGACUGGAAGGAAUGUCACUUGGGUUAUUCUAAGUAUAAUCACUACUAUUGGAUCUCAUUUUCUACUCGCUUUUACUUUUGUCAAUCCAUAUGUAGGUGUGAUAUCAUUGGGAAUAUCGUAUUCAUUGCUAGCGAGUGGUUUGUGGCCACUAGUUGCAAUGAUUGUUCCGGAAAACCAAUUGGGCACUGCUUUUGGAAUCUGUCAAGCUGUACAGAACCUAGGACUGGCCACUGUUAUUAUUUUCGCCGGCAUGAUUGUGGAUAAAUAUGGAUACUUGAUGUUGGAAAUGUUUUUCCUUGGGUGUCUUUUUGUGUCGUUAAUAGCAGCAGUUCUUAUUUAUAUCCUGGACUCUGCGAACAACGGCGUUCUCAACCUCUCGCCAAGUAAGCGAGAAGCUUUAAAGACACAAAUUGCCAGAACAGAUGAGACGGCGAACCUUCUAGAACACGCAGACAGUUCCGGGUCGGAGCAGGAGGACGUGGACGCCGGGAGCUCCCCGUCGGCGCGGGAGUCCCCGCGCGCGCACUCCGACCGCAUCCGCUCGCGGUACAUCGCGCAGAUACUGCCCGCCACCGUCCCGGACAGGCCG